AUGAAGAUGGGUGAGGCCAAAGCGCGCCAGAAGUCAAAAGCCGAACGCGAGGCAGAAGCAGAAGCAGUGCGAGAGGCAUCGCUGGCUACCGCACUUCCAGAGACCAACAAGGGCUUCAAGAUGAUGGCCAAGUUUGGCUUCAAGCAGGGCGACACACUAGGCAAAGCCGAGAAUGCGCGAAAGGAACCCAUACAAGUCAACGUAAAGGAGGAUAGAAGCGGAAUAGGUCUUGAGUCUGAGAAGAAGCGCAAGUUGAGAGAGGCGUGGGAUGAAGCAGCGCGGGUAGCUAAGCGGUCCAAGGAAGAAGAGGGUGACUAUCUUGAGGAUCGAAAGCAGCAGCAGAAGGAAAAGAAGAUGGAGAGAGACCUAGACAGUGCCCAGAGAACUGCUGAGCGUCUAUUUGAGAAGGAGGCGGAAGAAAUGGCUGGACCGUCCUCAGAAGAGAAGCCAUUGAAAGACAUCAACGUGCUAUGGCGCAUCCGCGCACGGCGCCGAGUAGAGAAGGAACAUGAUCGGAGGCAACGGAGAGAGUUGGAGAACAGUCUCGCGUCUCGACUCCCGACUUUGGCGCAAGACCAGGAAGAGGACACCGACACCAAGAUCGCCGCUGGUCGUGAUGUGGCACCGUUCUACACAUCACUUGAAAACGACCUCGAAGACGAAGAUCCUGAGCUUGCAGAGUUCGAAGCCUUACCAGUGGCUGAACGUCUACAGAAGCUCCUUGUCUUCCUACGGGAACAGUACAAGUACUGCCUGUACUGUGGAUACCAAUAUCCUGAUGCAAAUAUGGAAGGCUGUCCAGGCAUUACCGAAGAAGACCAUGACUGA
Molecule: messenger RNA, 828 nt
Organism: Didymosphaeria variabile
Lineage: Eukaryota; Fungi; Ascomycota; Dothideomycetes; Pleosporales; Didymosphaeriaceae
Exons: 2
Coding region: 1-828 (275 amino acids)
Cellular component (GO): kinetochore
Molecular function (GO): nucleic acid binding
Source: RefSeq, a predicted model, not a curated record